GCCCCACUCUUCCUCUCUAGAGAGGUGGGAAUGGCCGUUCCUUUCGGGGUCGGACACGCGGAACGGCCCCAGUCAGGCCCGCACGCCGUCUCCUUGGCGACAACGCAAAGUCAGACCGCGCCUCCUGGGUGGAGGGGCCGCGGCUGCCAUGACAACCGGAGUCCUGGCGCGGCGCUCCUGGGCGCGGCGGGACUACGCUUCCCGGCAGGCCUCGCGAGGGCUCGGCUCUCUCCCGCAGGGGCACUGAUCCCUCAGUGCGCGGCGGCCCGAAGGCGGAGGCUGGAGGGCUCCGCGCUGCGUGCGGGGCGGGGACCAGGGGACCCGCGCGGGCCGCCCCCGAGCGAAUCCUACAGCCAGGACACUGUGUUGGGGGCUGGCCCCAGGAUGGAGGCUCGGGCCCAGAACUCCAGGCAGGGAGGCAUCCCCAAGGCAGAUCUCCAGGGAGCCGACAGGGGCCAGGAGGAGAGGCCCAAGAUGGAGCUAAGGCCCCUGGCAGAGGACCCAGCUAAGAGACGCCCCUCUCAGGAGGGAGACCUACAUGGAGGGACAGCAGGCGGCAAGAUGGCUCCCCAAGGCAGAGGCUCCUGGAGCUGGGGCCUUGGUGUGAGCCCCAGUCCAGGGACCCGCCUGAGUGCAGGAGCAGGACCCCUGGUACAAGAGCCAUGUGGCCCCACCUCCUCUCAGGACCCUGAUCUAGUCACUCCCCGGGGGCCACAUGCUGGGGAGGGCCCCUAUUGGUGCCCAGUCGGUACCAGGGCCUCCAGCCACAACUGCUGCCUGAUGCAGCAUCUCAGAACACCCCCUGAGGAAAAGUCCCUGGUGUGUGAUCACUGUGGAGGCCAGGUGUUGUGCUGGUGCUGCCCCAGGACCCAGCUGUCCGAGAUCCACACAGAGGAUGGGUCACAUGAACGGCGCACAGGCACCCAGACCUUCCCAAAGACCCUGCAAGUGACCGUCCUUCAGCAGAACCCCUUGGAGGACUGCAGUUGCAUCGAGGAAUUUACCCGGAGGGCCCGGCUGGCCUCGCAGGAAAUGAUGCAGAUGGCAAAGGAGCCCCUCCUGUGUGCGCGGUGUGGAAAGCGCUUUGGCUCCAACAAGCAGCUGCAGAUGGCUGAGGGCCCCUUAAUGUGUCUUCAGUGUGGUCGGGCCUCAGGUCCUGGCUGCAGUGCCCCUGACCCCCCGGCCCAGCGGCUCUACGUCUGUGACCAGUGCGGCAAGGCCUUCACGCGCACCUCGAGCCUGCUGCAGCACGAGCGCAUCCACACCGGUGAGCGACCCUAUGAGUGCGCUGAGUGUGGCAAGGCCUUUGUGCGCUGCUCCGGCCUCUACCGCCACCAGAAGACACACUCAGCCGAGCGCCACCGCCGCAGCCUGGCCCUGGCCCGGAGGUCCUUCCUCUUGGGGUGCCCGCCCUGUGGGGACUGUGGCGAGGGGACCCAGGGGCCUCCACGGGUGCCCGUUGCCGGGGAGAAGCCAUACGAGUGCGCCGAGUGCACCAAGGCCUUUGCCCUGUUCUCGCACCUCGUGGAGCACCGGCGCGUGCACACGGGUGAGAAGCCCUACGCGUGCCCGGAGUGUGGCAAGGCCUUCAACCAGCGCUCGAACCUGAGUCGGCAUCAGCGCACGCACAGCAGCGCCAAGCCCCACGCCUGCCCGCUGUGCGAGAAAGCCUUCAAGGGCCGCUCGGGCCUGGUGCAGCACCAGCGCGCGCACACCGGCGAACGGCCCUACGGCUGUCCCGAGUGCGGCAAGACCUUUCGCGGGUGCUCCGAGCUGCGCCAGCACGAGCGCCUGCACUCGGGCGAGAAGCCCUACAUCUGCCGAGACUGCGGCAAGGCCUUCGUGCGCAACUGCAGUCUGGUCCGCCACCGGCGCACGCACACGGGCGAGCGGCCCUACGCGUGCGCCGAGUGCGGCCGCGCCUUCAGCCAGCGCUCCAACCUCAACGAGCAUCGCAAGCGGCACGCGGGCCGCGCGGCCUCGUGACCGCGCGCGCCUCUGGAAGCCUGAAAAAACGGUUGUAGUCUUUCUUAAACCUCACUUGGUACUGCGUCCGCAGGCUUCCCCGACUCGUUUUAUUUGACCCUUUCAAGUGGGCACAUAGUAAUGGGUUCUGGCGAAGUGCUAAUAAACACAGGAAUGAAGCGCUCAUGUGACCCAGCUGCUUCGUGGGCUAUCGGAAGCCUUGCUCCGCCUCCCUCGAUGGGGACCUCAUCAUGUUAUGUCUAAGCAAGGUGGUCCAGCCAGAGCUCCUCUUCUGUCAGAGGACUCCAGGCUGGAUGUCAUCUCCUGCUGCAUGGGAGGAAUCAAGGAGUGAGACCCAAAUGUGCGGCCAUAAUUCCCUGUGACCGCCACAUAGGUGGGAGUCCACCAGAGGCCUGGAGCAAGCAGCAUGAUUCUUUCAUAGCAGAGCUCCUGUCUACCUUGGGAAGGGCAAGAUGCACAGGCCCCGUGGGGCUUCCUGCAGUUACACAGAGCCAUGCAAUUGAGUUCUGGCUACUGGAAUAUGGACAGAAGUGAUGGAUAACAUAAAAUGGCCUACAUCAUCUUUUUUGCUUGUUUCAUCAGCCAGCUGGACAGAGGAGAUUCAGCAGAAAGUUCUGAGGAGGACAUAAGAUUUUGUUUAUUAGUAAGAUGUUACAACCAGUUUUUUGAAGAUGGAAGAAGGGACCAUAAGCAAGGAAUACAAAGAAUGCAGUUAUAGAUGCUGAAAAAGGCAAAGAUACGGAUUCUCCCCUAGGACCUCCAGAAGGACAUCAGCCCUGCUGACACUUUAAUUUCAGCUCAGUGAUACUGAUUUCAGACUUCUGGCACCCAGAACUGUGAAAGAAUACAUUUCCGUUUUAAGCCGUCGAAGUUCCUCAUUAUCCAUCCUGAAUCAAUCAUCAGGGCCAAGGGGAAUGGAAUGUGGUAUGCCUGAGUCCCGCAUCCACACUUGUCCAAACCCCCUGGAUUGAGAGUGGGGGCAACUGAGAAACUUCUAUACAGCAAAUAGCGAUUCCAGCUUGGACGCGUUGUCCCCAAGGAAGGGCCGCUGGGCCAGCGCGUAGGUAUGUGAGAUGCGCCACCCCCUCCCUGCGAGGCCCCUACUGGACAAGGUGCAUGGGGUUGUAAAGAGGACUUGGUGGCCAGAGAAUGGACAGGGGUGAGGAGUGUGCAUCCUUCUGGCUGCAGAACAGUUCUUUCUCCAGAUCUGCUUCCUGUGUCCAGGAUCCUGCCGACCUUGAGCUUCGUGUGUGUGUGUGUGUGUGUGUGUGUGUGUGUGUGUGUCCCCGGCUGCAGAACAGUUCUUUCUCCAGAUCUGCUUCCUGUGUCCAGGAUCCUGCCGACCUUGAGCUUCGUGUGUGUGUGUGUGUGUGUGUGUGUGUCCCCGUCCCUCUGGGUGUGUAAAUGAGGCGGGGAGGGGCUAGGGAAAAGGGCGGCGCGUAUCCAUGGCAACGGAGGACGCUACAGCGAUCCAGGGGCCCCAGGACCAUCCCUACAGGAACCGGAAGGGCGCGGGCCUGCGACUGGGGACGAACUACGCAGCUGCGCAGACGCCGUGGGGAGUACCGCGAGGCGCAAGGUCGCGCCAGGGGACGCGACAGCACGUCCGUGGACGCCCUGCGCUCACCCCCACGCAGUUCUCCGCGGCCGAGCCCGGAUGCUGACCGGGCGCUGUCCUAGCCCGGCCGCGCCAGGUGGACGCCGGGGCGGGCCGAGGGCGGUGAGUGAGGCGAGCGGCAGCCGUCCGGCCGGGCUCUUAACGAGUGCCCGCGGCUCCCACCGCACGGCCGCGCAGGCGGGGCGCGGGCCGGGGCUGGGCGCGCACUGGGACCACCGAGAGCGAGGCCUCCGCGCCGCCCAGAGGGCCCCGGAAGUGGCUCUGCCGACUAGGGCCGGGGCGGAAGCGCGGUCGCGGGGGCGUCGGUGGGCGUGCGCCGCCCGCCGGCGUCGCCGGGGUUGGCUCGUCCGCACCGUGUGCUUCACGGCUCGCCCUUCCGUUCCGUGAGCCGGCUCGGUCAUUUACUUCCGUAGCAUUGCUUCCUCCUGCUCGUUCGUUCAUUCGCGUGUUGAGUCACCCCCCUGCUUUCUGAUGCGGCGCUCGGUAUCCGGAGCUGCGCGGCCAUCCGUCCCCGAUUUGUCGUCCACGCGUUCACUGAUUCAUUCAUUCGUUGCUCCUCCCGCUCUCCAGUCCCGCCCUUCGUUCCCUGGGCCGCGCCGGCCUGCCUGCCUCCGUUCGUUCUUCAUUCAGUCGGACGUCCUCCCGGCGCUGCUUCGGGGCCAGGCAGGUUCCCGCUUCCGAGCCUUUGCGUGUGCCCUCCGCGCGAGCGUCCCGCCUCCGCCCUCACUUGCCCGGGGUGCUCCGAGCCCAGCGCUUCCUGAGGCCACAGCCCCCGCUGGGCAUCUCCUGCGCCGCGUCCCUCCCCGUCUCAGUAUUUUUCCAUCCAGCGCCCAAUAGGUGAGAGCCCAGGCCUCGGGGCUGGGAGAGGCACAGUCACUUGUGACCGGUCGGGUAUGAGGACCAGUUGUUGGCGUGGGAGACGGGGCCUGCCUGGGAAGGUGGCCACAAACCUUGGUCCAGAGAAGUGCCUGGGGACAUGCGGCUGCCCUGCCUGGGAAGGGGCAUGCUGGCUGCCCAGAUGAGCAAGGCAUCAGCUCUGGCCCCUGGGGUCCUUUAGAGCACACCAGUCCCAGUGGUGGGUGAGGCCAGCUCUGAGACCCCUGGCCAGCGCUUCUGGGGGUUCUACUACGAGGAGGAAGAGGGUCCCCCGUGAGGCCCUGGCCCGGC
Messenger RNA from Zalophus californianus (California sea lion), 4771 nucleotides. It is a transcript of the gene ZNF837, whose product is annotated as zinc finger protein 837. The record is from RefSeq and is a predicted model, not a curated record. The transcript is spliced from 8 exons. Lineage: Eukaryota; Metazoa; Chordata; Mammalia; Carnivora; Otariidae. Bases 31 to 1986 code for a protein of 651 amino acids.